This is a messenger RNA of Dermacentor silvarum, 884 nucleotides long. RefSeq lists its product as uncharacterized. Bases 65 to 787 code for a protein of 240 amino acids. The transcript has 5 exons. NCBI's taxonomy places the organism in Eukaryota, Metazoa, Arthropoda, Arachnida, Ixodida, Ixodidae. The record is from RefSeq and is a predicted model, not a curated record.
CCCGAGACUUGCGACUGCCGGUCACUUUGAAUACAACACUACGCGACGCCACACCUGUCCCAUCAUGGCUUCAAGUCGUGGUUAUUGCUUUCUCAUUCUUCUGGUGACACCGCUGCUUGGCACGUGCCAGCUACGGCUAAACGCUGGCUGCAAGGUGGAAACCUUGCGCGCGUGUGGCCAAGACUACAUUCCAUACGUCACGAGCCCACACCUACACGAGUCCGGGAAUGAGUUCGAUGAAGGGUGCAAGUUACACAAGGUACAAAUAUCGUGCAACCUGAAGUUCAUCAACAACUGCACCGAGGGCAUAUCCCGUGCCGCGGCACUUGUUGCAGUGCAGGCGCUGGAAGAGAACACCGAGGCUAUCUGCAACGUGGGCUCAGAUCCAUACACAGAGUACCAGAGAGACGUCAAAUGCCUGAAUGCUCACGGUGAAAAAAUCCAUAAGUGCUUCAAGGGCUUCCACAAUCAUCUGGAACGCGCUAUUGUCAAGGGUCCAGCCAAUGAAGUUAUUCACUAUGCGUGCUGCUCGAACUACGACACGCUGGACUGCAUCGGCGACGCCCUGGCGUCAUGCGAGACCGUCGGCUCCAAGGAUUUCAUGUUUGGAGUCAUCGAGCAGAUGUUCGGUGAAACGCUAACCCUGGUCUGUGGCAAGUACACGAAGGGUUCGGAAGGCUGCAGGGCCCUACCUGAGUUGCCAGAGCUUGGUGCCAAGGAUCGGCGGAUCGUCAACACGGUAGAGCUCCUCUUGGAAAUAGCUGGCAGCAUUAGACGCAAAAGCUAGCCCCUUACCCAACAUACUUUGUACACCCCUCAUGUUUGGUGGGUGACGAGAAAGAUGCAAGCUCUCAGCUUCUACAUCGAUCAAGGACUUAGGCACC